Panicum virgatum (switchgrass) is the source of this 2633-nucleotide messenger RNA. RefSeq lists its product as uncharacterized. The coding region runs from base 881 to 2101 and encodes 406 amino acids. Gene Ontology annotation, molecular function: cysteine-type peptidase activity. Gene Ontology annotation, biological process: proteolysis. The transcript is spliced from 9 exons. Lineage: Eukaryota; Viridiplantae; Streptophyta; Magnoliopsida; Poales; Poaceae. The record is from RefSeq and is a predicted model, not a curated record.
CUUCUCAGUCAGAGGCUCAGACCCCCACCCACUCUUGCGUCUGAUAGAAGGAAGCCAAGGGGUGGCCAUGGUUCCUGGGCGCCUGUGUGAUUCUGUGCCCAGAUCGCCGGAGCCCCCAUCGGCGACAGCAACUAGUGCGAGGAGGAGGCAGCGGCGUCCUCGACUGGGGGAAGUUCUUCUUUUGCUUCUUUUUCAGCUUUGAAAGCUCCAUAUUUGAGACAGUAAUAUUUUGAUUUGCUUUACAACGGUAAUGUAAUACUUUUUGUAGAACUGUUUAUAUUCCUUUUCUUGUACAGGUAAGCCAUGAUUGAAUAAGUUUUUUAUUUUGUGCACUAUGACCUAGUGUUGCUGGUGUAUGAGCAUAUCAUGAACUAGCGUGAUCAUCCUAGAGUUAAUAUGUUUGUUCUAAGGGGUGUUGAACUGUUGAUUCUUGAAAAUAAUAUCUUUAUAUUUGAUUUGAUUUGCCAAGACGCUUUUGUAUAUGAUUAAAAAAUUAAAACUUGUAGCAGUUUUUGGCUGGUUAGGGAGUAGUGCUAUUUUUUUGCUAGAUUACUGAACUCUCCCUCCCUCCCUAGUUUUGUGUAUGUGUCUUUGUGGAUCACCUAGAGCUUAAUCAUAAUUUCACACAGUUAGGUGCAUAGAAUUAGUCAGUUAGAAGAACUAAAUUUAUACUAUUCCAGGAUGUGUCAUAUUUAUGUUCUGACAUUCAAGCAAAUUAUUUUUCAAUAUCAUGUUUGUUGUAGCAAAUUAUUUUUUUUAUGAUUAUGCAUGCAUUCUGCAUCAUAAUGGUUUGAAUCACAGUAUGUUGAUGUUUGUGUCCCCAAACUAAUAUAGAUUGGUGUAUGUUUGUACUACCUUUUCUUGCUGCUUCUUUUGCUAGAUGAGUCAACUUGCACGUGGUAAUUUCUAUGAUGAUGUCCAAGAUGAUCAUGAGUAUUUAGACUCAUCUGAGAGAGAUACUGAUGAUGAAAAUUAUGAGGGAGCUCCAAAUGACAAUGCACACAGUCAUAGUUCUGGUUUUGUCCAUUUGAGUUCACUUGAUGAUGAUGCACUUUUUAAUAUGCUAAAGAAAUCAGUAAGUUAUCUUUUUUGCAUACAGGUUAGCUCGGGUAUUAGAUCUUCAAAAACUAUCAGUAUGAUGGACGCUCCUGCUCCAUCCUUCCGUCUGCUUGAAGAAUUUGAUGACAAUGAUAAUUUCAUUGACGAUCCACGCAAACGUAGAGCUGCUGGCUUACCUUGCGAUGGGAAUACAAUCUAUGAUUAUCCCACAUGUGUGCCAUAUCAUGAUGAGGAGCACAUUGUGCCAAACUCUGAAAUUCCAGCUCCCACCCACAGCACAAGCCAUUGUAAGCCCGCACACAACCCAAGUAUUGCCGAUGAGCCACCAGGUGACGGCAUCAAUGCUGAUCAUCAUCAGGAUAGCCCUGUUUUCGAUAGAACACCAGAUGCAAAUUAUGACUCGUCACGCGAAGCAAUUCCACUAGCAGCUGUUGACAUUCAAGGCCGUCUCAUAUUACUAAGCCCCCAAGAAUCACCUGCAACCCUGAAGUUCAAAUUACUGGAUUCAAGAAUUUCAAUGCUUCCUGCAGCACAAUGGCCAAAGAAGUUGACGAUAUCUACAAUGCUUCUUGCAGCAAAGUUACCAAAGAGCACUGAAGUAAUCAAUUAUGACAAUGUUCAUGUUAGUUAUCAGCAGCUAGCAACAUUGAGGCAUUCUGAAAAAGUAUAUGUUGAUAAGUUUGUCAUCAAUGCGUUUUGCCGGAAGAUGUUCAAGGAUAAGCACCCUAAAGAUUCUCGCUGUCAUUUCUUCUUCUCCACAGUUGGUGAUUAUCUUAUGAACCAUGAAUGGAACCAGACUUUCUUACAUGACACUUGUCGGAGAUGCUUCACACUUGCAAAUGGAUGUUUCAAGUUCAUAGCAUCAGAUUACGUAAGCAGCACAUCUCUUUUCUUCCCAAUUCUACAUGACGACCACUGGUUCUUGUUCAUUGUCGCUCUACAUGAUGGUUACUUUAUCUUCCUCGACUCAUUCUUCCGUGAAGAUGAACUGUACCAACAGAAUGUUAGAAGCACUAUUAUACCAAAUUUUGUGAGAGCCUGAGAUGAAUUCAUUGGUGUAGAUUGGAAUUUUCAUGAGUUUGUCAUCCACUACGCACCUGUUCCGAAGUAUGAUAUGAAGUUUUUUUCAAAGUAUGAUGAUGGAGUUUUUGUGAUGAAGUUUCUGGAGUUGUGGGACCCACACGUCGACAUGUUACAAAAAUUUUCAUCAAGUAAUAUCCCAGAUAUCAGGUGCAAUACAUGAAUAGUAUGGUAUUUAGCCACCACAACAGCAAUAGUCAUGCGAAGGAUAUGGUCAGCAAUCAUAAAGCAAUGCUGGAGCUGAAGCGAAGACCUGGAUUCCAACCAUCUAGUUCUUUGCAGUUCUAAGAAUGCGGAUGAUGUUUUGGGGUACAAUGUGUGUGUGGGGGGGGGGCUGGUGGAUUAGUGUAGUGGUGCUUGGCCUGCUGGCUGUCAAGACUAGUGUACCCAACCGUUGAUUUUGUUUUCUAAAUGCAGAACUGUUUUGUUAUGUUCGAAUGUAUAACCUUUUCCUUUCUCCUUUUGCUACUGAUUUUUUUUCAUUUCACGUGUCU